AUGCCAUCAUCACAUAACAAAGAUAAGCCAUGGGAUACUCCCGAUAUAGAUAAGUGGGCUAUUGAAGAAUUCAAACCGGAAGAUAAUGCAAGUGGACUACAUUUUGCCGAGGAAUCGUCAUUCAUGACGUUAUUCCCCAAGUAUCGUGAACAGUAUCUUCGAAGCAUAUGGAGCGAUGUCACCAAAUCGCUCGACAAACACCACAUACGAUGUGAAUUAGAUCUCGUUGAAGGGUCAAUGACAGUAAAAACAACCACAAAGACGUUUGAUCCUGCCAUGAUUCUUAAAGCUCGUGACUUGAUAAAAUUGUUGGCUAGAUCAGUUCCUUUCCCACAAGCGGUCAAGAUUUUGCAGGAUGAUGUUGCUUGUGAUGUGAUCAAGAUUGGAAAUUUUGUCACUAACAAAGACCGGUUCAUCAAGAGAAGACAACGGUUAGUGGGUCCUAAUGGAAACACAUUGAAGGCGUUGGAAUUGUUGACUAAAUGUUAUAUAUUAGUACAGGGAAACACUGUUAGUGCAAUGGGCCCAUACAAGGGUUUGAAAGAAGUCAGAAGAGUAGUUGAGGAUUGCAUGAAGAAUAUCCAUCCAAUUUAUUAUAUUAAGGAGUUGAUGAUUAAACAAGAGUUGCAAAAGAAUCCAGAAUUGGCUCAUGAAGAUUGGUCAAGGUUUUUGCCUAGUUUCAAAAAGAGAAACGUUGCCAGAAAGAAGAAGAUUAGUGGUAAAAAGGGUGAUUCCGAAAAGAAGGUUUACACACCAUUCCCACCUGCUCAACAACCACGUAAGGUUGAUUUGCAAAUUGAGAGUGGUGAGUAUUUCCUUGGUAAGCGUGAACGGGAAUUGAAGAAGUUGCAGGAAAAGAGAAGCAAACAGGAGGAGAAUAGUGAAUUGAAGAGACAAGAAAGAGCAAAGGAGUAUGUUGCACCAGAAGAAGAGAGUUAUGUGAAUAAAUUGGUGACAAAAGAGAAGAAGGAGAAGAAGGAGAAGAAGGAGAAGGAAAAGAAGGAAAAGAAGGAAAAGAAGGAAAAGAAGGAAAAGAAGGAAAAGAGGAAAUCUAGUGAAGAAUCAAAUGAUGAAGAAGUAAAUCAUAAGAAGCAUAAGAAAGAUUGA
Molecule: messenger RNA, 1107 nt
Organism: Lodderomyces theae
Lineage: Eukaryota; Fungi; Ascomycota; Pichiomycetes; Serinales; Debaryomycetaceae
Gene: KRR1
Product: ribosome biosynthesis protein
Exons: 1
Coding region: 1-1107 (368 amino acids)
Cellular component (GO): small-subunit processome; nucleolus
Molecular function (GO): RNA binding
Source: RefSeq, a predicted model, not a curated record